AUGGCCGAUCAAUGGGAAGCAGUGUUCAGACAGCUGGCUGAGGGUACUCAUGCCAUCACAGAAAUCAUCCUGAACACCAUCGAGGGCGAUGAUCUUGAGGCUGGCUACAAGGAAAUCGAGCAAAAGCGAGACGAGGUUCUCAAAGCUGCCGAGGGUGCCCCCUCCGACAUUCCCGACUUCUACGACGACGGUGCCCAGCUCGAGCUGAGCAAUGCCGCCAACAUUCUAGUGACUGCCUCCGACAAGCUGUUGACUGCUCUUGAAGAGAAGCAGGACGUGUGGAAAUCGAAGAAGGAUCUCGGCAAGAUUGUCAAAGAGGUGGUGCACACCAACAACGAUGUGCUACAAAAGCCUUAUCCUGCCGCGAAUCCAAACGCCCCUAAGAUCACCGGCCAGACCAAGAAGACGGAGGCCGAUUCGAACAGACUGGCCAAGCAGCACGCAAAGGCCGAGGCUAAGUCGGAAUAG
This is a messenger RNA of Zasmidium cellare ATCC 36951, 468 nucleotides long. RefSeq lists its product as uncharacterized. The coding region runs from base 1 to 468 and encodes 155 amino acids. The record is from RefSeq and is a predicted model, not a curated record. NCBI's taxonomy places the organism in Eukaryota, Fungi, Ascomycota, Dothideomycetes, Mycosphaerellales, Mycosphaerellaceae. The transcript is spliced from 3 exons.